CAUCGUCACGAGUCUCUCUGGAACGGUUUCUGGACCUGGUCUAACUAGCGACUCAUCGUCUCCUCCUGAAGGGAGUACCAUGACUCCAUAUGCAGCUAUAGGUGGUGGAGUUGUAGCAGCAGUGGUGGUAUUUAUCAUUGUCAUCAUUCUUGUCUAUAGAUGCAAGUGCAAACUGAAACAGGACCAAGAUUAUGGUGAUAGUGACACACGGCGCAUGAGCAUGAAGGACGACCAGCAAGGUGAGAUUGAGAAGGAUGCCUUCCCGGCCCCAAUAAAGAGACGAAUCACGCUGGUAGAAUAUGUCAACCUGAAGUUUAGAGGCAAGCCAGGAGUAAUGGAACCAGAGUCUAGCCACCGAAACCCGACAUACGACGCAGCAGGUGAAAACGCAGUAACUUCGAAGGAGGCAGACGAUUUUGACGGGUUGUAUGCAGUGUCGACGAAACAUCGUCCAAGACCUGACGGCGGAGACGAGGAACAGGAUGCGAGGAGCAUAUAUGCCGUACCAGCAAAGGGCCGACGGAGCAAAGUGCCCCAUGAUGCAUCAGCGCAAUCGCUUCCGGAUAAGUGCGAGGAGGAUGCUGGGGAUUUGUAUGCGGUACCGGAGAAGAACAGGAAAAGCAAAGUGUCCCAGCAUGUCCCAGUUCUUCCACAUACAGAUGACCUUGAAGCCAUGUACGCUAUGCCGAACAAGCCAAGGUUUGAACAGGAAGAUGAUGGGGAUACAACUGAAAUGGUGGAAAAUGAUUUAUACGGAUCGCAAUGACUUGUCAUUCCUUCAACUGUACUUCCUUAGUGUUUUUUUUCUUCAUGUUUCUUAUAUCAUUCUAUAUAGUUUAUGCUUUAUUCUGACAUUUGCAAUUAUGGAAAACUUAACCCGAGAAUAAACAUUGGUGAUCCUGACAGGUUUGUUGUAGUCGUGCCCAUUAAUCGACAAGAUACCUCGCCAAAGUGUUUAAGAACAUCCUAAUUCAAGAAUAAUACAGUUUCUCAGCUCGACAUGGGCUUCGCCAUUUUCUUGAUAACGUGAUGUACGCUUAGUCUUGUAAUCAAGUAAAUGUAUUCAAAUUAAUGGAUAUUUUCUUCCCAGGUGUGUGUGGAAUGAAGCAUUUAUUCACCUGCUAUUCACCUUCCUACUACAACUACCAGAGCGUAAAUUGCAUAAAUAAGUUUGUGUUCUUUUGGGGGUAAAGGUUUCGAAUGAAUUAACAAGAUUUGUCAACUGUUAUAUUUCUUUGUAUUGUAAAACAAAUGUACUACACUGAUUGUUCCCUGUUACAUAUUUUUCACCAAAUAUAACUUUAACCUGCUCAGCUAUGAUUUUUCCUUAUUGGAAAGUAACGGUUUUGUUGAUGAAUUAAAAAGUCUUUCCAGGUAAAGCUUGAUGCAUGGUGCAUGUACUUCGCCUAGUACGUGACAGCUUCAAUGAAAUGACUGCAUCCAUGUCAUGCUGAAAGGCUAUACAUCAUGCAAAGAAUAUCUUCAUUUAUCUUGAUCUCUUGUACAUUUGUGUAAGGAAUAUUUUACAUCAGAAGCCAGGAAUAAACCUCGUUUUAUAGAAUACCUAU
This is a messenger RNA of Strongylocentrotus purpuratus (purple sea urchin), 1568 nucleotides long. RefSeq lists its product as uncharacterized. The record is from RefSeq and is a predicted model, not a curated record. Lineage: Eukaryota; Metazoa; Echinodermata; Echinoidea; Camarodonta; Strongylocentrotidae. Bases 80 to 766 code for a protein of 228 amino acids. The transcript has 4 exons.